GCGAUGGUGGUCACGUGCUGGUUUCAACUUCCUGUUUACCACUUGUUCCUUGAGACAGUUCACGGAUUUCAACACUUGAAGUCGUGUGAUUUUGAUCAAGAACAACAAAUACGCAUUUGAAUCCCUGCAGCUACGGAAUUCAUCGUUUUGGAAACGUUCAUAUUUUUUGUCAUCUUUGCGGAGAGGAAAUGAAGAUGUGACAUUGAGGAAACGUGACUAGGCCGGGAGUCCUUGAGAUUUCCUGAGUCAGGCGCCCGGACUAAAUGUUUGGAGCUCGGAGUAUUCCUCUGUCAACAAACGGCUCAACACUAAACAUACGCGUGAUGAGGGCAAGGACUACAAACCAGUCAGCUGGAUGAUUGUCUGCAUUACAUUUUAAAAGCUAACUUUUGGUAAUGUGGUGGAUUAAAGUUUGAACGUGGAUACUUUCUCAAAUUAGCUAACUAGAUAGCUAACGUUAGUCAACAAAUCCACCACAGGCUUAGUUAGCCACGUUAGAUACAGCCAGCUUGCCUGGCCAGUUUUGCCUGGAAGGCUUAACUAGUCUGCUGGCUGGUUAACACGUCCUUGUUUAUAGAGGGUACCAACCCGGCGCUGCCCUGCAUUCGGGGAGAAUACCCGGCUCCGGCCCCUUCAAGCGGGCAGUCAGAAAGAAACUGGCUGGGAAGGGAUGGCCUGGUGGAUCUUCCCGUUCCCAAUGUGCUGCGGUGUUUGAGGGCGGACGAGUUCGGAUAGAACCCACGGUGGGUCGCGGCACGAUGACGGCUGCAUCCCCGUCCGUGUCUGGGAGCCUAACGGCCUCCGGACUAACGUUAUCAGGCAGAAAGAGCGAGGAAAUAGCGGAUUUGAUAGAUUUGUUUUCGAAGACACAGUACAGAGCGAAAGAAGUCUCCGGACGGGUAAGUUAGAGGUCCUCAACAUGCAUAUUUUUGUAUUACCAUGAUUUCUGCAUGUCAUAUAAUAGCCAGAGAUGGUGUACCAUUAGCUCUCGAUUAUGACUCUCCGUUCCAUUGCAUUACACAUAAGUCAUUUGACGAAGGCGUCUUCUGUAGGAGGGAGUUUUGUUAAGAUCCCUGACGCUCGGUCUGAACAUUAACAUGUAUCGCUUGCUGUAACGGUUUUGGAAGCAUAAGGACCUUAUGUUUCAUAUCAGCAAGAAAUACUAAUAAUAACCAAAUAUUACAUUGAUACACACCUUGAUAGGGUUAGGGUCAGUGUUCCCACACAGGCAUACAGUGCCUUAAGAAAGUAUUCAUACCCCUUGACUUAUUCCACAUUUUGUGGUGUUACAGCCUUAAUUCAAAAUGGAUUACAUAUUUUAAAAAAUGUCUCACCCAUCUACACUCAAUACCCCAAAAGGACAAAGUGAAAACAUGUUUUUAGAAAUCUUUACAUGUAUUCCCAUCUCUGAGUCAAUACAUGUUAGAAUCAGCUUUGGUAGCGAUUACAGCUGUCAGUCUUUCUGGGUAAGUCUCUAAGAGCUUUGCACACCUGGAUUGUACAACAUUUGCCCAUUAUUCAAGCUCUGUCAUUGGUUGUUGACCAUUGCUAGACAACCAUUUUCAAGUCUUGCCAUAGGUUUUCAAGCAGAUUUAAGUCUAAACUGUAACUUGGCCACUCAGGAAUAUUCCCUGUCUUCUUGGUAAGCAACUCCAGUGUAUGUUUGGCCUUGUAUUUUAGGAUAUUGUCCUGCUGAAAGAUGAAUUCAUCUCCCAGUGUCUGGUGGAAAGCAGACAGAACCAGGUUUUCCUAUAGGAUUUUACCUGUGCUUAGCUCCAUUCCGUUUAUUUUCCCCAGUCCUUACUGUGCUUAGCUCCAUUCCGUUUCUUUUCCCCAGUCCUUACUGAUUUGAAGCAUACCCAUAACAUGAUGCAGCCACCACUAUGCUUGAAAAUAUGGAGAAUGGUAAUCAGUAAUGUGUUGAAUUGGAUUUGCUCCAAACAUAACACUUUGUAUUCAGGACAAAAAGUUAAUUGCAUUGCCACAUUUUUUGCAGUAUUACUUUAGUGCCUUGUUGCAAACAGGAUCCAUGUUUUGCAAUAUUUUUAAAAAUUCUGUACAGGCUUCCUUCUUUUCACUCUGUCAAUUAGUUUAUUAUUGUGGAGUAACUACAAUGUUGUUGAUCCAUCUUCAGUUUUCUCCUAUCACAGCCAUUAAACUAUGUAACUGUUUUAUAGUCACCAUUGGCCUCAUGGUGAAAUCCCUGAGCAGUUUCCUUCCUCUCCAGCAACUGAGUUAGGAAAGACGUCUGUAUCUUUGUAGUGACUGGGUGUAUUGAUACACCAUCCAAAGUGGAAUUAAUAAUAACUUCACCAUGCUCAAAGGGAUAUUCACUGUCUGCUUUUUAAAAAUGUUUACCCAUCUAUUAAUAGGUGCCCUUCUUUGCGAUGCAUUGGAAAACCGCCCUGGUCUUUGUGGUUGAAUCUGUGUUUGAAAUUCACUGCUCGACUGAGGGAUCUUACAGAUAAUUGUAUGUGUGGGGUACAGAGAUGAGGUAGUCCCUCAAACAACCUGUUAAACACUUAUUACACACAGAGUGAGUCCAUUAGGGCUGUCCCCGACCCCAAAAAAUAUUGAUAGACCGAAAGUUGUCUGUUCUUUCGACCAGUCGAUUGGUCUAAAUUUUAAGUGUAUUUUUCCAUAUAUAGACACACCCUAUAUAUGCAUUGAGCUUGUCUGAUGCGUUAAGUGCACUGUUUGAAGAAAUAGGACACAAAUGACUCAAGAGGGAGCCAGAGAUCAAGAUAACCAGAAGAAAAAAGCCUUAACCUGACCUGACCAUCCUCCUCCCGCUCGUACUGGCUUUCGCAGAUUCUGCCUUUACUCUCCUGAAGCUGCCAGUAAUAGGCUACACGAGGAGCCGGCAACCUUUCUCAUGUGGAAUGCCAAUUUAUCUUAUAAUUUCUACCGAUAUGCGUGCCGGUUAUGGUUUUCAUAUGCACAUUUUUGUGGAACAGUUUCAUUUCAUUUAUAAUAACGUCUUCGUAUCUUUAAAUUAUUGUCAUGUGGUUAAUCAAAAUUCUAUCUAAAUGAAAAUGAUACAAACCUAAAAAGUAACUUCUAUUGCCAUUGUAAAAAUGGCAACUAUUUAAAAAUAUCCUAUAAAGCCUACAAAUAAAAACAUUGCAGCCUGCAGGUAGAAAAUAUCCUGAUUAAAAAUAAAUAUCCUAUAAAUCACAUUGGCUACACAUGGCCUGUUUGCAAUGAACUUGAAACAUUAGAUCAACUAUUCACUUUUGUCUGGCCCAAAGCGCGCAAUAGGAAACUUGCAACAUUGUAUAAAAUAUUCUGGGCCCUCAGUUUCCCAUGCCAGUGAGCUCUGGACAGACAAAACUGUAGGCUAUUUACGCAAAGGAUAAGAAGUAAUCAGGUAGGCUUGUUUUAUGACGUUUCCACUGGAUCAUAGCAUGACAUUUUUCCCUUUCACGCUGAGUGGUUAUCGAAAGGGUGAGAGCUGGAAAUACUUUUCAAAUGCAUUGAGGAACUAUUGUCAUUCUCAAUGGAUGUAAAAACAGACUUCAUUUGCUUUCUGUUUGAGGGGAAGAAAAUGUUACUUUGAGAAGCUCCACAGCUCAUUAGUGGUGGUGCGUUAAGCCAAUCAGAAAUACUAUCAGAUCCCCAAAUUUCAAAUUUGAUUCGGUCUUAUGUAGCAAAAUUUGAAAUUGUGUUUUUUACUUUGGAUAAAAGUGCUACAAAAUCAGUGCUACAAAAUCGUAUAUCAUACACUUCAGUUGAGGAACAAUGGGAAAGUAAUUCUCCUUUGAAAAUUGAUGAACUUGUAUCCCCACUUUUGAGAAAAUGUUCCUUGAAUGUUUUGGUACACCUACUGGAGAGCUCGUUCACACCCUCGUAAGUCUUAGCCCCACCCAUCUCUUUAAAAUAAGGAAAAACUCGAGGUAAAAAUACACUUUAUCUAGUCCUUGGCCUAUAUCCUAAUCUGACUUUGAAAGUGUCCAGAUAAAAAUAUUUUAUAAUUAUUAGAUGCUUACACAGACACUUGUCUAAAUAUAUGGGUCAUGUGAAUGAAAUGCUUUAUGCUAUAACCACCCACCAGCCACAUCUAGCUAAGUGGAUGGGUCACAUGUUCAUGAAAUACAAUAGAUGGCCGUAAUCACCCCUAACUUGAUGGGUCAUGUAAUCAUUCUCUUGCGAAGUGAAGUCUUUUGUUUAGACAUGUAGCUAGCUAGCUAAACAAUGAACCAUAAUCGCAACCCAUAGCUACAGUACAAACGGAUUGUCAUAGCUAGGCACUAUGCAUGAAAUGCUGGAGUAUGAAUCUGCAGGUAGCUAUAGCUAGCUAGCUAACAUUAGGCCAUAACUAGCAAUGCAAAUGGUUUUCUGAGAAACUAAUAGUAUUACUACACAGAUCAUACACGGUUAUGAUAUUGUUCGCUAGCUAGCUAACAGUAUGCUUUAACUUGCAAUGAAAACGACUUUCUGACAAAAUUAGAAACGUAUAAUAUCUGAAAAUGUAGCUAGACUCUUACCUGUAUAAAUGGAUGAAUUCUUCACGGCAGCGUGCCUUUUCAAUUUGGUUUGUAGCUAGCUACAGCUUGUUUGGCCCUUUUGUUGUGUCAAGUCACUCCAGUUCACACUGACCUUGUGCAGAAAAAUAGUCCAUCACAACUUUUUCCCAAUGAUCUUUGUCGAUAAUGCCUGCUAAAUUCUAGGGCAGCAAUGUUGUUGAGAGCAGUAGGAACACUUUUGCAGAUCUCUAUGGCUAACGUUAUACCUUUCAAAAAAGCAGCGGUAGCAAGGAUUAUCUACACAUACUGAGCAGCUCAUGUUAUAGACAGAAGCGUGCUACGUGGCAGACAAAUCCAAAUUCAUCUCUCAGCAUGUCCAGCCCAUCCAUUAUCUCAGCCAAUCAUGGCUAGCGGGAAGCAUCCUGUCUUUUUCCGUGGCUAAACAAACUAGGCUCAUAAAUUAACAAUUUUAUUAAUAUAUACAGAUGGAAUACAAGUUUAAGGCACAUGAAAGUUCACAUGUUCCAGAAGGCAUUUCUGCCAAAAAACGCAUUUGGAUAAAAAUUAAAAUAAAACUUACAUAUGCCUCUCCUGUGAAGUAGUGACUUGUGACAUAUGCCUAGCUUCUUGAAACGGGUCACAUUUAUAUGCCUACGUUUGCGCGCAGGCCAGGUAGCCUGUAGGCCUACUUCUAUGCAUAAUCAGGUGCGCAUCCUUACUCAACAUUGACAGGAGCGCUCCAAACAAAAGACAAUUACUAAAUUGACAAAACUUGUAAAUGGAAUUAAAUACACCAAAACUCGUUUCUCAUAGGUUGUGCGCUCAGCAAACAACGUGUCCACUCCGACAAUGAGAACAGUAAAAGACUGGAAGAAUAAUUGAAUGCAUUAACAGAAAUUAUCGUAACCAAACAAAUAUUGUAUAUUAGAAAUUAUAGGAAUUAACGGUAAAUGUACAACUGGUGAUAUAUGUAAUGGGGAAUUGAUAGACACUAACAAUCAAACACAAACAAUUCACACAAUGAAGUUAUGAAACGAUGAAUGUGCAUAAAUUGGCGGGAGAGAGCGCAUUCUGGAGCGAGACAUGCAUUGUGCAUCUUAGCCACACUCCCCUUCUUCUUGGACUGUGCCAUCCCCCGCGGCCCCCGCAAUGGAUUAGUUUGAUGAGAUGGCGCGAAUAAAACGGGUGUCUCUGCUCAACAACAACAAAAAACUUGGUCGACAAACAGCCUAUCGACCAAAGAAUCGACCAGUCGACUAAUUGGAGUUAGCCCUAGACAAGUUAUUAUGUGACUUGUUAAGUACAUUUUUACUCCUGAACUGAUUUGGGCUUGACAUAACAAAGGGGUUGAAUACUUAUUGACUCGAGAUAUUUAAGCUUUUCAUUUAUAAUUAAUAAGAAAAUUAUUGCGGUAUUGGGUGUAGGCCAGUAACCAAAAAUUUCAAUUUAAUCCAUUUUAAAUUCCAUCUGUAACACAACGAAAUGUGUAAAAAACCAAGGGGUGUGAAUACUUUCUGAAGGCAUUGUGUGUCCAUGUUACAGCGCUUGUUUACGGAAUAGCAUUCCAUGAGAUAAGCUAGACCUAUACAUUGUUGGUUUACAAAGUCUCCUUUGGCAACAUAGACAUAGGCUAUACAAUGAAGUAAUGGGUAUGGGGUAAUGAUAGGACAGUAAGCUUAUCGGUUCAUAUUCUUAAAGAAAUGUGGUAUAUUUCAUAAGUCAUUAGUUGAAAUGACCAAACGAGCAGUGGGAAAUCUAAAAAAUUGCCCUUUUUUUAAUGUAUGCAGUUUCUUAUUAAUGUCACUGCAAUCUUGACAGACACCAUGGGGGAUGGAAAUCAAAUGUUGGACAUGGCACAAAAAACAUACAUAGACUUUUCCUUGGUUGUGUCCACAUGAUUUAGAUACACGUCCUGUUUUUCCAUAUUUGUCGGGGGUAAAUGUGACUAACAGACUAACAAUAACCACUUUGGUAUAUUUGUGCCUUACAGGUCGAGACGAUAGAGAAGCGUUGCUUGGAACUCUUCGGCCGAGACUACAAGUACAGCGUCAUCCACAACACCAACGGGGAGGUGUGUGGCCACUACCCACAGCAUAUAGUCUUCCUGGAAUGUGAAAGCACUGAGCUCCGUAAAGACAGGUACCUAGCCUACUACCUACGUUACCUUAACAAGGUCAUCACUGAGGCUGUGUCAGAAAAUACUAGGCCUGCUAGACGUCCAAUCCUUGCUUCUUCCGUACUUGUUUCUUCAACUCCUCUCAAAGCUCAUUGGAGGAGGAGGUCGAAGGGAGGGACCAUGGAUCCUUUUUGAAAACAAUGGAGGAAGCAAGCACUUAGUAACUAAUUACAUUGUUGUUUAUUUGUGCCUACUGUAGUCCACGGCACAUAUUCACACAGAGUCUCAGAGUAAGAGUGCUGAUCUAAGCCCCUAGGAUCAGGUCCCCCUGUCCAUAUAGCCCAAUCAAUUCAUGAUGAUCUAAAAAGCAAAGCUGAUCCUAGAUCAGUCCUUCUACUCUGAGAUGCUUUGUGAAUAUGGGCCCUGACCUGUUAUUGGACAAAAAAAACGAAAUGGGUUUAAUGUAGUCCAGUCCACAUCUUCUUGAGUCAUGACACAGAGGGGGUUUAAAGUUAUAUGCCCAUUUUCAUGUCUGAGGUCGCAUAUAUUGUGUGAAUCAGCAGCAAACAUUUAUGGGGAUGUUCUAUUUUGGAACGUGUUUGGAAAUAGAAUAUGUACUUUUGACCUAUGACCAGAGCAGCGCAACACUAAUAAGAUCCACACAGUGAAGAAGAUGUCUCAACGUUCCAAAAUGUGCUCGUCAGGCUAGAUAACAUGUUUAUGGGGAGAAUGCCCUCCCUUCAGGCAUUAUGUUUCCGGAUGUGUGUCUGUGCCCUGCUCCGUAGUUGCCCUCUACGCAAAUUCACAAUUUGGGGAAAACACACUCAAUCAUUCAUAAAAACACCCGUAACGUUUUUGCCCAACCGGGAUAGUUGAGUGGCUUCACUGCAAGUGGAUUGUGUUUUUAAAAUGUAAAGAAAUAAUAGGAAUUGGAUGCCGUUUAGGAAUCUAUAUCUUGAGUUGUAACAUCCUUGUCCUCCAUUCACCCACCCCUAAACUGCUCCAGGGGCACUGCCUGCACUGUUUACUGUUCUAAUUAUGAUGAUAACGAGUUCAUAGUAGCAAUAAGGCACCUCUGGGUUUGUGGUAUACGGCCAAUAUACCACAGCUAAGGGCUGUAUCCGUUGCUAUAUUGAGGAGCAUGAUCCAUAUAUUGCUUUGUUAUAAUAGAGCCAUGAAGAUAAAUUGCUGAUCUAUAUAUGAUGAUCCAUAUAUUGCUGGUGUGUCCCCAGGUUUGAGAGCACAGUCCAGAUCACCAAGCUGCAGGACCUGGUGAACCGCAGUAAGAUGGCCCGCUGCCGAGGGAGGUUCGUCUGCCCAGUCAUCCUCUACAACGGCAAAGUACAAUUUUGAUAUAUUUAUUUAUAUGUUUAUAUAUUUUUCAAGAAAUCUCGGCCCGGUUUGAAUACUUUUUCAAAUGCACCCCUUUUCCCUCCAUUUCUUGAUGUAAUCACUGAUCUGAUAAGACAGAAUUAGUGAAAUCAAUGCAGUGGAAUGCUUUCCAACACUAGCCUAAUCCUGUCAUGUCAGAUCAGUGAUUACUUCAAGGAAGGAAGGAUGCAUUUUAAGAGUAUUUGAAAAGGACCCUCAAGUCAGCUCUAGCCGGCUAGGCACAUUCCACAUUCCUUUCUGAGAUCGCUUCCAUUUUUAAAACUGUAAUUUGUAGUUAAUAGCUUUUUACUGCAAUACUUUCAGGCAGUAAUUUAGAUAGAGUUUAAAUACUGUCUUUACUUCACUUAUUUUAACAGCUAGGCCUGUUACUGCUUUGUUAUUACGACCGAGUUUGCCCUUUGUAAUUAAGGAGGGGAAAAAGCUUCUUGAAACUUUGCCUUUCUAGUUUGGAACUGUUUUAGCCUGGGCUGCUGUGUGGUCCCUUUCUGUUUGUCAUCUGUUCAUAACGUUUAAAUAUGGCCUCUCUCUUUGAAUACCUGUCGGGCAUUGUUUUAAAUAUUUCCUGCCUUUUGAGCAAGGAAGUGAACAUGUCAAAAACAAUAAUAAGAGAGACUUGAUUGACUGGUUUGUCGACUAUUGAGAUGAGGAGUAUGUGUGUGUGUCUAAUACUUAUCCUGUGUUGUCUUCCAUUGCAGCAUAUUUGUCGGUCGUCCACUCUGGCAGGCUGGGGGGAGCUAUACGGACGCACCGGCUACAACUACAUCUUCUCCGGUGAGACUGACAAAAAAAGUAAUUUUUUAGCAAGGGAAUCUAGUUCAGGGCCAUAUUCACAAAGCGCCUCAGAGUAGGUCUAGGAUCCGUUUUCCCCUUUUGAUUAUAUUUAAUAAGAUUACAUGGACACGGGAACCUGAUCCUAGAUCAGCACUCUUCGGGGGGAUUUGGGGAGGGCGGAUGGAUGGGGAGGUUUUGGGAUGGACUGUGGGGGGUCUUGGAUAGUUUAGCGGCUUCACUGCAAGUGGAUUGUGUUUUUAAAAUGCGAUUAAAAAUAGGGAAUAGGGGGCCUCCCGAGUGGCGCAGCGGUCUAAGGCACUGCAUCGCAGUGCUAGAGGCGUCACUACAGACCCGGGUUCGAUCCCACACCCAUGAGGUGGCGCACAAUUGGCCCAACGUCGUCCGGGUUAGGGGAGGGUUUGGCCGGCCGGGAUGUCCUUGUCCCAUCGCGCUCUAGCGACUCCUGUGGUGGGCCGGGCGCAUGCACGCUGACACGGUCACCAGUUGUACGGUGUUUCCUCUGACACAUUGGCGCGGCUGGCUUACGGGUUAAGCGAGCAGUGUGUCAAGAAGCAGUGCGGCUUGGCAGGGUGGUGUUUCGGAGGACGCGUGGCUUUCGACCUUCACCUCUCCCGAGUCUGUACGGGAGUUGCAGCGACGAGACGACUGAAACUACCAAUUAGAUAUCACGAAAUUGGGGAGAGAAAGGGGUGAAAGUACAGAAAUAUAUCCAUUUGGGGAAUAGGAUGUCAUUUAGGACUCAGUCUACAUCCUGAGUUGUAACAUCGUCGUCCUCCUCCCCUGCUCCAGGGGGCGCUGCCUGCACUGCGGUUGACCCUGUACUGCUGGCUUCCAGCCUCUCUUAUAUUGCUUUCACAUAGGAUUUAUGUUAUUUUGCCUGUUAAAAAAAUUGGGCAAUGUUUAUAUGAUUCCAUUUUUACCACAUUCUUGCCUGCAUAUGCCUUUUAUACCUCCCGUGCGCAUGCCGGCAUGCCGGUGACGAGUGGUAGAUGUGGAUGGGCAUCUAUUUGAAUAAAUCCUUUGAAUAUACACCAAAAUUAAAUCCAUUAUUCAUUCGUUCAGGCCGGUCCUAAGAAACAUUAUGACUGAUAAAAGAAUAGAAUAGCAUAUUUUGAGUUGAAUUACAUCCUAAUUCAUUAUUUCAUUAAACAGACAAAACAUACCUGUCCCAAUCACAGUCAACACAUAUAUACAGUAUAUUAUAGUAAGAAUAUAACAGAAUAAAAUACUAAUAAUAUUUUUCCCACACAACUGGUGUCACAUGAACGUGUGGAGCCGCUGUCAUAUAAAAAAAGUGAUAUUUUUAAACAGAGCCAAAGCCCGUGUUUAAAAAAAAUCCAAGUUUCAUCUCUUUCCUACCUUCACUCCACUUUGUUAGGGAGCAGGCGUAGGGUGUUAAAUUGGGAGUCUCGUGUUCAGAUUUCACAACCUCCGCGGGCUUUUGGAGUUGCCUAUACCCAAUCGAGCAAAACAACAGGCCUACACUUGAUUUAGGCUACAUUAUUGCAUGCUAAAUGUUUCUGAUCUGUGAUAGAUGAGCCAUACCACCUCCACUUAUUUGCCCAGCCAGAAACCAAUUAACCAAAUAGCCUAUACAGAUGGAGAGUCAGUGAAACAAAAUCACAUUGAUUGAGACAAAUCAGUGAAGCCACAGGCUUUUGGUCGAAGUAAGCCUGGGCUAGGCUACUAAGCAACUGCAAGUGAAGAGCAAAAUAAUCCACUCGUUAAACUACAUAUAACAUGCUGGUUGUAAUAAAGGUUGUAAUAAAUGAGUCAGCUAGACAAAAUGAUCAUUAGCAGCACUCACCUCAUCUUAGCUAACAUUUCCCCAGCGUAAUUGUAGCCUAUCCAAUAUCCAAACGGAGAUUCAGUGAAAACAAAUUGAUCAAGAUGAGUCCCCACGUGUGUCUCAAAGCAACACGAUGGCUCUGUCCCAAUCAAAAUGAUACUCACAUUAUCGUCUAGUUGACCACAUUUGCCAUCAGUGCAUGCUUAGUGGUGGGCUAUCCGAAGAGAUGGGCGAAGUGAUAUGCCUCGCAAAGUUUAGCCAGGAGGACGGUUAACGGGCGGGCGCUGCCUAGCAACGAUCAAGAGUUUAAGAGCGUAAUGCCUGCGAAUUGAUCUGUCACACCUCUCUCUAUACACCUGAACUCUAUUCCACGAUCAAACAUCGCUGCUAUAUUUCCACUUGCAAUGGCUGUCGUCGAUUCCCUAAGACAGUUUUUAUGCAUUUGGCUUAGUUUGGUAUUUGAUAGUCAUAUUGUGUUUUGUCAGUAGUGCAGUAGGGCCCCAUUUUCAUUCUGAAAUAGGUCUAAAACACCUUACAAACACUCCAAUUCAACUCAUAUAAGAAAAGUAUCACUUUCUGAAGUGUGUCCUCAUUGAUGCAUCUCUCGUUCUCUCAUUCCCUCUCCCUCCCUUUCUUUCUCUCAUUCGCUUUCUCUCUCUCCCUCUAGGGGGUACUGAUGACACGUGGGGGGCAGAGUCCGAGCCAGAGGUUCCAGAGGACGACAGUGCGAGGUUGGUGUCUUUUCACAUGAGAUGAUAUGAUCCCAUGACGUGUGUGUGUGUGUGCGUUUGUUUUCCUUGCCUGAUUGAAUGCUCAAAAUGCCCCAUACAUCUUUGUGGUUAUUUGAUGAUGUCUUAAACCUUCUUUGCACUCUUUCUCUUUCUCUCCAUCCCAUCUGUCUCUCGUCUCUACAGGAACGGGGACUCUCAGCUCUUUGACAAAGUGCGGGGUCUGGACAUCAAGCUGCUGCGCUACCUCUCUGUACGCUACAUCUGUGACCUCAUGGUGGAGAACAAGAAGGUCAAGUUUGGCCUUAAGUAAGUCUCAGCUCACAGCCAGGACUCUUCGUUUAUUCACCUCCCAUACACACACACACAGAGGGGUCUGUUCUGGGUCAUUGGCUCCUGUUCAUGUUGGCCUUUUGGUAACUUUAUGUUAUGUAAUAGAAAGUGUACACUUGUUUGGACGUUGACCUUUGCAUGUGUGGAGGUGUCUUUAUUUAUGUAAUGUUAAUGUGUGUGAGUGCAUGGCAUGUGUGUCUGUGUGUUCACAUACUUGCUAUGGUUCGCCGGGUGUGCAGCUGUGUGUACAUGCGUCACUGACCGUUAAGUCAGGAAUCAUGUCACGUGUACACACCGGGGGGAAAGAAUGUACAGUACGGGUUUCGUCACUCACUGAAUAUUUCUCUUUCUCUUCUCCCCUCUUCUGUUCUAUUUGGUCUUCCCCUCUCUUCUCGUCUGUCCAGUGUCACCUCGUCUGAGAAGGUGGAUAAGGCCCAACGCUAUGCAGACUUCACCCUGCUCUCUGUGCCUUACCCAGGUAAAGACAACUCUUUCAACCCCAACCUACGUUUAUAUUCCAGUUCUUUGUUAAAAUAUUCUCUUUUUUAUUAGGAAAACAGGUUUCAACAGUCUUGAUAAAUACAUCUAGUGUUACAUAGAUGACAGUAACUAUGCCUUACAAUGCAUUUCUUCAUCUUAUUAAUAUACAUUCUUCCCCAGAGAGAUGGCUACAGACCUGGGAUCAAAUACUAUUUGCAAUAAUUUGAAAUACUUAAGCUGGGGUUGAUUGAGUUUGACUGCUGCUAUGGGUGAUGCAAACCCCCAGAUGGGUGGUGCAAACUCCACCGAUCUGGCACACCAGGCAGGCUAAAAUACUACAAGUAUUUGAAAGAUUUCAAACAGUAUUUGAACCCAGGACUGGAUAGCUAGAGGACCUGUACUUUUCUCAAUGCAUACAGUUAUAUCGUGACACAUGACCCCUCUCUCUGUGCUUCUAGGGUGUGAGUUCUUUAAGGACUACAAAGACAGAGACUAUACCGCUGAGGGACUAGUAUUCAACUGGAAUCAGGUAUGCCAAUUCAUGUCUCCUACAUAGAAAUAUAAUUAAUAGAAGGCAUAAAAGCCACUAAAAAAUUAGGCAAUUUAACUGCACCCUCACACCCAUUCUAGUCAUUCUAUUCCUAUGGUCUUCUGAUCUCAGGUUGAGAUGUAUCAUCUGCUCAUCAGGGUUCAAUUAUUGGGCCGACUCUUUUCUCCGUGUAUAUCAAUGAUGUCGCUCUUGCUGCUGGUGACUCUCAGAUCCACCUCUACGCAGACGACACCAUUUUGUAUACAUCUGGCCCUUCAUUGGACACUGUGUUAACAAACCUCCAAACAAGCUUCAAUGCCAUACAACACUCCUUCAGUAGCCUCCAACUGCUCUUAAACACUAGUAAAACUAAAUGCAUGCUCUUCAAUCGAACGCUGCUGGCACCCGCCCACCCGACUAGAAUCACUACUCUCGACGGGUUUGACCUAGAGUAUGUGGACAACUACAAAUACCUAGGUGUCUGGUUAGACUGUAAACUCUCCUUCCAGACUCACAUUAAGAAUCUCCAAUCCAAAGUUAAAUCUAGAAUCGGCUUCCUAUUUCGCAACAAAGCCUCCUUCACUCAUGCUGCCAAACAUGCCCUCGUAAAACUGACUAUCCUACCGAUCCUUGACUUCGGCGAUGUCAUUUACAAAAUAGCCUCCAACACUCUACUCAGCAAAUUGGAUGUAGUCUAUCACAGUGCCGUCCGUUUUGUCUCCAAAGCCCCAUAUACUACCCACCACUGUGACCUGUACGCUCUUGUUGGCUGGUCCUCACUACAUAUUCGUCGCCAAUCCCACUGGCUCCAGGCCAUCUAUAAAUCACUGCUAGGCAAAUCCCUGCCUUAUCUUAGUUCAUUGGUCACCAUAGCAACACCCACCCAUAGUAUGCGCUCCAGCAGGUAUAUCUCACUGGUCAUCCCCAAAGCCAACACCUCCUUUGGCCGUCAUUCCUUCCAGUUCUCUGUUGCCAAUGACUGGAACGAAUUGCAAAAAUCUCUGAAGCUGGAGACUCUUAUCUCCCUCACUAACUUUAAGCAUCAGUUGUCAGAGCACCUUACCGAUCACUGCACCUGUACACAGCCCAUCUGAAAUUAGCCCACCCAACUACCUCAUCCCCAUAUUGUUAUUUAUUUUGCUAAUUUGCACCCCAGUAUCUCUAUUUGCACAUCAUCUCUUGCACAUCUAUCACUCCAGUGUUAAUACUAAUUGUAAUUAUUUUGCACUAUAGCCUAUUUAUUGCCUUACCUCCAUAACUUGCUACAUUUGCACACACUGUAUAUAUAUUUUUUGUUGUAUUUUUGACUUUAUGUUUUGUUUUACCCCAUAUGUAACUCGGUGUUGUUGUUUUUAUCGCACUGCUUUGCUUUAUCUUGGCCAGGUCGCAGUUGUAAAUGAGAACUUGUUCUCAACUGGCUUACCUGGUUAAAUAAAGUUGAAAAAAAAAAAAAAAUAGUCCAGGUGAAUGAUUCUCAGAUUUCUAAACAUACCAUUUUUAUUGUUGACAGGAUUUUGUGGAUGCGCCUUUGACAAUCCCUGCGUGCUUUACCAAGAACUUGAAUAUAGACUGGAGUGAAUAUCAGGUUUGUCUUUUUUCUUCUUCUGAGUAUUUCCUCAGUUUUGUUGAACAGAUAGGGAGAAAAGGACAGAUAGGAGAAUGUAUCACAGGGCACUAGGCUGGAUUCGAACUUAUGCCAACACGUGUUAAUGUGUGUCGGAGGCAGUGGCCCUAACCGCUAGACCACCCAGGCCACUAUAUCAGGUAUGUCUUACUUUCCAAUUUAGACAUCUACUGUAUACAAUAUGGGCGGCAGGUAGCUUAGUGGUUAAGAGCGUUGUGCCAGUAACCGAAAGGUCGCUGGUUCUAAUCCCCGAGCCGACUAGGUGAAAAAUCUGUCGAUGUGCCCUUGAGCAAGGCACUUAACCCUAAUUGCUCCUGUAAGUCGCUCUGGAUAAGAGCGUCUGCUAAAUGAUUAAAAUGUAAAAUGUACUACUUCAGUGAAACGUGAUUCAGAUUAUUCCACGGUAUUACUGGUGUCACAGUGACCUCUGUAGGUUCGACGUGGAACUGCAUGGUUGCCGACCAUUCAUUUCUCAUGUAGUCUCGACGUUCUCUAAGACAGGUGUUGUCAAACCUCUCCUCAGGGACCCCCAGCCAUUUCAUGUAUAUGAACUAUUCCAGAGGUAGCACGCCUGAUUCAGCUUGUCAACUAAUUAUCACGCCCUUGAUUAGGUAACUCAAGUGAGCUAGUUCAGGGCUACAACAAAAUUGUGACUAGUUUGGGGGUCCCUGAGGAGAGGUUAGAAAACCACGCUGUAAGACAUAGUUUGUGUUUUCAUGCAUAUUUUAGGUUAUAAGAGAUGUAGUCACCAUACCAGGGCCACGUUCACUAGGCAAACGUUGCAGAUAGAAAUGUCACGAAUAGAGCUUACGUGAUUCAUUAUUCCAUAUGACAGAGAGGCAUGUUUGUUCUAUAUAAUACAUAUUUCUAUCUGAACGUUAGUGCACUGCUGAAUGCGCUCCCCGGUGAAAACGUGUUGAAAGUCCUCGUGUUCUUCUCUGUCCUUUUGUUUCAGUCUUGGGACCUGGUCCAUCAGACCCAGAACUACCUGAAGCUAUUGCUUCACAUCAUCAACAACGACGGUCAGUAUGUGUGUUGGUUAAAGCUCCUUGGGGGCUGUAACCAAUUUCUCCUUUCUGUCAGGGAGGAAAAUGAACAUAGAAAAAGAGUGGUUAAGUCAUAUCUCAUAUGGUCGUCUAGUGAGGGUCCCUGUGAUGCUUAUGUAGCCAUUGUGUUGUUUAAAUCCUCAUCACUAACUAGUCUCUAUAAAAACCUGGUUCAAUCCUUUGUUUCUCAAGUGUUGGUGAUUUGGUUGUCUGAUUUAAUCAGGCUGUAAUACACAAUUAAUUGCUAUAUACAGCCUUUGAAAUUACUCUACUGGUUGUCUGUGCGGUUUGUCUUUCAGCCGCUCGAAAUUUGAGACAAAAUAUCCACAGGAAAGUAUUGUUUACCUGACUUUUAAGAGAGACAGUAGGUAUAUGGUUCUGUCGGCUUGUAUUUCCGGCGUGUAUUUUCAAUCUACUGAAGCACAAUAUGUAAACCAUAGCCGAGCCGCCCAAGCGUAACCGAACCACAGAACCAACGUUGCCUCGCAAUCAGCUUGCUGUGGCAAGCCUAAUGUCUCAGUAAAAAGUCAGGUAAACAAUCAUUUCCUGUGGAUAUUUUGUCUCAAAUUUCAAGCGGCUGAAAGACAAACCGCACAGACAACCAGUAGAGUAAUUUCAAAUGUCAUUUUAUUCAACAUUCUAGCUUGUAAAGAACAUUUACCUGAUUUUGCACUCCCAAUGUUUCAGGCUGUAUAUACCAAUUAAUUAUGUAUGACAGCCUGAUUAAUCAGUGAUUUGGUUGUAAUUCGAUUUGCCCCUGUAGAUGAGAGCGGUCUCCUGGUGCACUGCAUAUCCGGUUGGGACCGGACGCCUCUUUUCGUGUCCCUCCUGCGGCUCUCGCUGUGGGCAGUAAGUGUUCUCUCUCUCUCUCAUCUCUCACUUUCAUUCCUAUCCCCCUGUUUUAUCUCUCUCGGUCUCUCUCUCUCUCUUUACACACACUCCUCCGCCACCCAUGUAUCAGUUUAGUAAUUACAUUCCAAAGGCACUUCUUCUAAAUUAAUUUUUCAGUAAUCCCACAAUGAAUUAAUCUGCUUUCACCCCCGAUGCCCCUCCCAUUUAUCUCUUAACACGCAAAUCGAAUUAAGAUUAAAGACACACCACCUAACACUAGAAAAGCCAGUUGAAAUGGAGCUCAUCACUUCAAUUUUAAGUUAUUUGGCAAUGGUAAGGGUUUUAGAAACCUCCGAAUCUGCUCUUUCUGAUGUAGGAGGAUUUGAAAAAGUCCCUCUACCGAUUGUCUGUGUGGUUUGUCCUUCAGCCGCUUGACAUUUUUGACAAAAUAUCCACAGGAAAGUAUUGUUUGCCUGACUUUUUAGAGAGCUGGUAGGUAUAUGGUUCUGUGGGCUUGUAUUUCCUGUGUGUAUUUUCAAUCUACUGACGCACACGACGUAAACUUUUGCUUAAUAUGUAAACAAUAGCUGCCCGAGCGUAACUGAACCACAAAACAAAUGUUCCCUCACAAUCAGCAGGCAGUGGCAAAUUGACAGAAAUCAAAACGUCUUACCUGCAUGUGACUGUAGGAGGAUUUGUGAAAAGUCCCUUGUUGGCACUCCGGGAUAAAAAUGACAUGCCCUCUUAAAAAUGACAUGCCCUCUUAAAAUGACAUGCCCUCUUAAAAAUGACAUGUCCUCUUAAAAUGACAUGCCCUCUUAAAAAUGACAUGUCCUCUUAAAAUUAGGGUUACGUGCUUUGCUCAAGGGCACAUAGACAGAUUUUUCACCUUGUUGGCUUGGGUAUUCGAACCAGCGACCCUUCGGUUACUGGCCCAGCUCUCUAACCGCUAGGCUACCUGCUGCCCUCAAAUACUUUGAGCGUUUGCUUUUGCUUGCCCAAUGUGUCAGGUGGGCGGGUUUUUCAGUUAUGGGAUUGUUCCAUUGUUUCCCUUAAAAUGCAAGCUCAAUUGAGCCCAGCUUAAGUAUUUGAAAUCAUUUCAAAUAGUAUUUCAACUCAGUAUUUUUUUGCCUGUACUCACAGCUUGACAAAUUUCACUGCACAUAUAUCAAGCAUGGGAUACGUUUCAAACAGAAUAACAAAUGUAACAUUGGCAGAGGAUAGAGGCUAGCUCGUAUGUGAGUUCUCGGAAUCCAGUGCCAAUACCAGUGCCUAUGCUGCCAUGUGUCGCCUUUCGGGGCUAAUUUGCGUGGAGUUUUUUAAUGACAUGUUGAAAUUCUUUCAUGUAUUUUUUAAUAGGAUGGUGCCGUCCAUGCCAGCCUGGAGCCGGCUGAAAUCCUCUAUCUGACAAUCGCCUACGACUGGUUCCUAUUUGGGUAAGGAUUCACACUCCACUCACAUCACCCCCAUUACUCCCCAGUAAUACUGAGGGGUGCGUUCACAACAGCAAUCGAGGACUGUCUGGGAGUGGUCUGAGUGGGGAGGGGAAAACUGAAACGUGUCCAGACCCAGAUGUGUUUGAGAUGCAUAAUUGAGGAAAGAGCCUUGUAGGAAGGAAGACUGAGGAGAGGGGAGAGCGGGCCAAGUGAAGUACCCUGGCUCUUUCUCAAUUCAUCUUUCCUCGAUUGCUCGCCUUCUCUCGCCUUCUCUCUCCUCGCACCUUCUCAAAACACAAUAUACAGUAGUUGAGAAGGAGGUGAGGAAAUGUGAUACAAGGAAUUGACGAAUUGAGAUGGAGCCCUCGAGUCUCUCUCUCUCUCUCUCUCUCUCUCUCUCUCUCUCUCUCUCUCUCUCUCUCUCUCUCUCUCUCUCUCUCUCUCUCUCUCUCUCUCUCUCUCUCUCUCUCUCUCUCUCUCUCUCUCUCUCUCUCUCUCUCUCUCGAGGCUUUCCACUGUGCAUCGCUCCAAGGUUUAACUCAUCAAACAGAGUAAAAAAUAAAGAACCCACCCCCACCCUGCAGAUAGCCCAAUAGAGUAAUUAUUCCCGGCCAAACUUCUGUGGCUACGGCCAGGGAAGAGGGAUGAACUGGGAGUCACACACACACCGAACCUCUGCCUUUUAAUAAUAUCCGUAAUAAUUGGGCAUUUUUACCAGCUAUCAGUAUUAUGAUGCGGCGGUAUGCAUUGAUUUGUGUAAUCUUUCAGUAUGGCUUAAACUCCCAUUGAGAGUUUGUUCAUUUGUUGUUUCACCUUUAAAUGUAAAAGCAAACCUAAUGGUCCAUUCAGGUUCUAAGCUGGAGGUAAGAGAUAAAAUGAGUGACGAUGGGUCAGUUGGUUAUUGGUAUAUUUUUAUUUUGUAAACUACAAGGUCUAAAAUUUCCCCUAUUUGUGCUUUGCGGUCUUCUUGACUUUUGAUCUUGAGUCGUGAGAUUUAUACUGUUUGAUUGAACAAGUAUAUAAAUUGGAAAGUAAGACUUGCACACCUACAUUGUAACCAUUGUACCAGGUAACACCAGGUGCAUGGAGAGAACUGUAUGCUGAAUAGAAAGGAACAAACAUUGAGAAAGUAUUAAAGGCCCAGUGCAGUCAAAGAUGUGAUUGUCCUGUGUUUGAUAUAUAUUUCCACACUAUGAGGUUGGAAGACUGUACAAUUGUGAAAAUUAUGAUAAUGCCCUUUUUAGUUUAAGAGCUGUGUGAAAAGACCGCCUGAAAUUUCAGCCUGUUUUGGUGGGGUGGAGUUUUGGCCUGCAUGAUGACAUCACCAGGCGGUAAAUUAGUUAAUAGACCAAGAAGAAAGAGUUCCAAACCUCUCUGCCAAUAACAGCUAAUUUUCAGUUUUCCCCUCCCUACUCAGACCACUCCCAGACAGUCCUAGCUAAAUUCUUACUUGAGAAAUUGCUAUUAGCUAAGAAGCUAUUUUAUUUUCUUAUAUAUAUAUUUUUUUAAAUUGAAAACCGUCAAAGUAAGGUACUUAAUUGAUACCCAGAAAUGUUUUGUUAUUGAGAUAAAAACGGCUGCGUUGGACAUUUAAAUAGGUUGGUUGGUGUUGGAGGCUAAUAAUCAUAUGUAAUAAAGUGUUCUUUGAUUUGUUUAAUGGAUUCGGUGAUCAUACUCGUUGAUCUGGUUUGUGUGUCUCUUCUACAGUCAUAUGCUGCCUGAUCGCCUCACCAAAGGAGAGGAGGUCAGUGGUACUCUAACACAAUACCAACGCCAUGACUUCUGUGUGUGUGUGGAAUAUUCAAACAUUGAUUAUUACUUUUCAUUUUAGUUAAUAUGGUUAUUGCCCUCAAGAAAGUUCUAGCACUGUUGCCAUCUUGAAUUCGUUUUAGGAAUUUACUACACCUAUGUAGAUAUAAUGGCUCUUAAAGAUAAGAGAAACAUGUUGUCUGAUUUAUUUCUGAAACUGAUAUCCAAUUCUCAACUAAAGUGAGUUGUUUGGGGUAUUUUUGAAAACUAGGGGCCAGCAUUUUGUCAUGUAUUUAAUUUCCAUAUAUUUUUUUUUACACCUCUAAGACUAAACUUCAUCUUUUAUUCCUCCCGGCAGAUUUUCUUUUUUUGCUUCAAUUUUUUGAAGCACAUUGUCUCAGAGAAGUUCUCUGCCAUGAAGAAACAGAGGUGAGUGAAAUGUCAUGAAACAACGGAGAUGAUUUGAAAUGUAAAAGCACUUUUAUAAAACAUUGUGCGCCCCCAAAAUGGCACCCUAUUCCCAAUAUAGUGCACUACUUUUGACCAGAGCCCUAUAGGCCGUGGUCAAAAGCAGUGGACUAUAUAGGAAAUAGGGUGCCAUUUGGGCCUUACACUCACCGUGCUAUGCCCUUAAGCCACUCUUUUUUAAAAAAUGUUUCAACUGUAGAGUUAUAAGCGUACAGCCGCUCAGGGCAAUAACACUGUUCUUUCAUGGUCGAAAACCGACUGUGACCAAACAGUGUUUUUUUUCCCAAUUUCUGUAUUAUUUGAUCUCUCUUUCUUUUUGAGCAGUGUGUCGGUCUCUCUCUUCUUCCUGUCUUUCUGUGUAUUAUUACAUCAUCCCUUUCGCUUCCACAGGAGGAAAAACUCUCAUUUCAAAGACACUGAUUUCACAGUGGAUGACCUCUGCCAGUUGAGUAAGUUGCUCCCUGGAGACAUUCGCUACACUUAACCUUAUAAUAUUUGAUAUGACAUCACAGUACCUACAUGUACAUGAAAGCCUAUGGGAAGUAUAUUUUGCUCAUUAAACAAACCUACACGUGAUCGACUAAUUAGUAUAGCUACUAAUGAGGACGUAUGGCACAGUAAGGAUAGCUUUACAUAGUUCAUUAUUAAGUAUACAGUGGGGAAAAAAAGUAUUUAGUCAGCCACCAAUUGUGCAAGUUCUCCCACUUAAAAAGAUGAGAGAGGCCUGUAAUUUUCAUCAUAGGUACACGUCAACUAUGACAGACAAAAUGAGGAAAAAAAAUCCAGAAAAUCACAUUGUAGGAUUUUUUAUGAAAUUAUGGUGGAAAAUAAGUAUUUGGUCAAUAACAAAAGUUUCUCAAUACUUUGUUAUAUACCCUUUGUUGGCAAUGACACAGGUCAAACGUUUUCUGUAAGUCUUCACAAGGUUUUCACACACUGUUGCUGGUAUUUUGGCCCAUUCCUCCAUGCAGAUCUCCUCUAGAGCAGUGAUGUUUUGGGGCUGUCGCUGGGCAACACGGACUUUCAACUCCCUCCAAAGAUUUUCUAUGGGGUUGAGAUCUGGAGACUGGCUAGGCCACUCCAGGACCUUGAAAUGCUUCUUACGAAGCCACUCCUUCGUUGCCCGGGCGGUGUGUUUGGGAUCAUUGUCAUGCUGAAAGACCCAGCCACGUUUCAUCUUCAAUGCCCUUGCUGAUGGAAGGAGGUUUUCACUCAAAAUCACAUGAUACAUGGCCCCAUUCAUUCUUUCCUUUACACGGAUCAGUCGUCCUGGUCCCUUUGCAGAAAAACAGCCCCAAAGCUUGAUGUUUCCACCCCCAUGCUUCACAGUAGGUAUGGUGUUCUUUGGAUGCAACUCAUCAUUCUUUGUCCUCCAAACACGACAAGUUCUAUUUUGGUUUCAUCUGACCAUAUGACAUAUGACAUUCUCCCAAUCCUCUUCUGGAUCAUCCAAAUGCACUCUAGCAAACUUCAGACGGGCCUGGACAUGUACUGGCUUAAGCAGGGGGACACGUCUGCACUGCAGGAUUUGAGUCCCUGGAGGCGUAGUGUGUUACUGAUGGUAGGCUUUGUUACUUUGGUCCCAGCUCUCUGCAGGUCAUUCACUAGGUCCCCCCGUGUGGUUCUGGGAUUUUUGCUCACCGUUCUUGUGAUCAUUUUGACCCCACGGGGUGAGAUCUUGCGUGGAGCCCCAGAUCGAGGGAGAUUAUCAGUGGUCUUGUAUGUCUUCCAUUUCCUAAUAAUUGCUCCCACAGUUGAUUUCUUCAAACCAAGCUGCUUACCUAUUGCAGAUUCAGUCUUCCCAGCCUGGUGCAGGUCUACAAUUUUGUUUCUGGUGUCCUUUGACAGCUCUUUGGUCUUGGCCAUAGUGGAGUUUGGAGUGUGACUGUUUGAGGUUGUGGACAGGUGUCUUUUAUACUGAUAACAAGUUCAAACAGGUGCCAUUAAUACAGGUAACGAGUGGAGGACAGAGGAGCCUCUUAAAGAAGAAGUUACAGGUCUGUGAGAGCCAGAAAUCUUGCUUGUUUGUAGGUGACCAAAUACUUAUUUUCCACCAUAAUUUGCAAAUAAAUUCAUUAAAAAUCCUACAAUGUGAUUUUCUGGAUUUUUAUUUCUCAAUUUGUCUGUCAUAGUUGACGUGUACCUAUGAUGAAAAUUACAGGCCUCUCUCAUCUUUUUAAGUGGGAGAACUUGCACAAUUGGUGGCUGACUAAAUACUUUUUUUCCCCACUGUAUGUUACAUGAGGAUAGAGUUGUAUUUCAUACAUUGUGAGUGCAGUGGUGGUAUGUUAAGACAUAAAAAACACACCCUGUAAGAGUUCCUGUUGUUCGCUACAGUUCUGAUGUAGGCGUUUCAUGUAAGUGUAUGUGAUACAUUGCACUCAUGAUAAGUUGUGAAGAAACUUUUGAAAAGCUGCAAAUAGCGGCAUAUGCCCUUUUUAUGAAUUCCCUCUGUGCGCUACACUUCUGAUGUAACGUGAUGCGCUGUUAUGUCUUGUCCCCUCAACAUGAUGCACAACGCUUUGAACGCAGAAGGCUAAACGGACAUGGAUAUUGUCUAUGUACUGUAUCUGGCAAAAGGCUUAUUAUAGGCUAUUGUUUGCCUAAAGCUAAGAAUUUGUGUGGUUUCAUGAAAUACGAAAUUGAUUAUGACCUGCUCAUCUCCUCCCGUUGACCACAUCCUCCCUCUGCAAAAGCAAUGAUGUUCCCUCUUGACUAUCGCUCCAUCUGUUGGAGGGUUAAAACACUCAACUUUCAACUUUGGCUGAAAAUUGUAAUCCAGACCUACUCUAUCAUACAGCUGUUGUAUUUGAUUCUUGUUUGUUUUGCUUUUUCAAGCGGUUUGAGAUUAUUUUUGUAAUAGAAGGGCUAUAGAAGUUUAAUAAAUAAUAAUAAGUAAUAUCAUACAUGCAUAUAAACCAACAAUAGCCAACAUUCCAGGCAAAAUUGAACAACAAGGCAACCGAACUUCCAUCAUGUUUUUAAUGAAUCUGUGGCCUAUAAUUGUCCUCAAAUCUCUCCUCUGUGAUUGGUCGAAGGGCCUGUCCGCUAACCAAUGUCUCCCGUGUGAUUGGUGCAGAGUCCAGGGAGUCCAGGGGCAGCGUGACCAGUUUGAGCAGUGACUUCUCUCUGAUCACGGAGGACGCGGGCGGAGCCUCCAGCCUCACCAAUGAGGCCGUGGACCUGUUCUCCGGCCAGUAUCUGGGAGCCUCCAGCUGGUGAGUCCUCGCCUUUUCUCUGGAAAUCAGUGUGACCCGGCCAAAGCAUUUCCUAAAAUUUUUGUAUACAUCCCUUCUGUAUCAGGGAUGUCACAUGGACGUGUAUUCCUUUAAAGGGCGACUGCAGUUCCUGAUUUGGCCUCAUUUUAGAUUGGUUCGUUAAGAAAUGCUAGCGGCCAUGACUGAAUUCAAACUUGAGUUGGUUUCAAGGUGUGGUUUGAUGUGAGGGUCUCGUGUGUGUUCGCAGGUGGGAAGAGUUAGCCAAAUUAUUUAGCCAAUUAGCUUCAGCCAGCUGGUGUGCGACCGGGGCAAAGUUGGUUUGACUUUGGAUAGCCUAUUUCCGGGGCUAGUUAGGGACCGUCAAUAAAUUAGACAAUGUAAAUUAGACACUAUUUUCAUGUUGCACACCUUUUUAGUUUUCUCAUUAAAUGCUUUCAAUAUGACAUUUCUACAAUUUAUAGUUGGUUUGAGGUUUGUAGCCAUUUACACUCAUACGCAUAUACGGGUUGAAAAUGGCAGAUAACAUACUAUACAUGACGUCAGAGCUCAGGGUGUAGUUACAAUAUGACAUAUUGUCCUGAACAGAAUGAGCCUAUGUUUGUUGUAUUGUGAUUUUUCUUUUGCUGCAUACCACGCAUCUGAAUGCACUCAUGACUCCAUUCUUUGCACACCAAAAUUACUAUCUGCUUCUCUGAAAUGCAUUGUUAAAGCCUAACACUGUACGAUCGUAUUUUAUAAUUUAGCUAGUCAUGUUGGCAAUAGAACAAGCUUUCAAAUCAUGCCCACCUGACCCAGAUUGCGAUAUAUAAUGAAAAUUUUUUGGAUUGCGUAAACAACAACAGUAGUUGUGUAAAGGCGGGGAUGCAGGGCUAUAUUCCAAGCAAAACAACUACAAGUGUGCUUGCUCUAGUUCCUUAACGGCACAGCUAGGAGAGCUCAAAAAAGCACCUUCUAGUUGAAGACUAUAAAAGUGCAUUAAAAUUGCUUAGGAACUGUGCACACUUUGGAGAGGUGUGUGGCCACUUGGAGACACCAGUGUGUCCUCUCACUCAAACCCUUGUCAUUUCUUUGUCUUAUGCACCUACCCCACAUUUCCCAAGAAUAUUCUUAUGUUACUGAAUGUAUCCAGAGUAUUUUCAGAUUUCUUUACCAACAAAUGUGGCAAAAAGUACAGUAAAUGUAAAAUGCACAUAAAAUAAACAGUGAUGUUUGGAUUCAGUCUUGUGUCAGAUGAACUGUUGUGUCCUCACCUUUGGUCUAAUCAUUUUCCCAUAAUCUCCAAACUGUUCCCUUUCAAUUGAUACCAUGGUUAUGCUUUUCAUAUUUCUUCUGGAAGAAACAUUUCAAUUUAGCCCUAUCCAUAUAGGCCAGUUCCCACAAGUGUAAGGGGUUAAGUUAUUGACAUUUGGAGCUAUUGGAAAUGUAAUAUAUUUUCCCAUGUACAUUGUAUAGUUUACCAAUGGUCUCUAACUAGCCCCAUAGGGAUAUUGAAAGUAAACCCAAAUUCACUACGGCAGCUGCACUCCGAAUUGAUGAUUACUUUUGUGCUGCCAGCUGUGGGCAUGUGGACAGGAUUGAAACAAACCCAACCUUAAUUAACGUUUCGGACGAGACUGACUUUAUGACCAAAAUUAUCCUAUUUACACUUUCUAGUCAAUUCUGACAGUAGAAUAUGUGUUUCUGACUCCUAUUGAUGCCACAGGCUGUUUUCUAAAUGAGAAGUUGGUUUUUAGGGGCAGUUGCUCUUUAACCUAAUAAAGUCCAGUAUGGUUCUAUGGAGAGUGCCUUGUCUUAGAAUGGAAUCAAACCCAUUGCCCUGGCAUUGCUAGCUCUAUGCUCUUACCAACUGAGCCACAGAGGACCAACCUGCCUUAAAAUAAGGUUUCGCUAAAGCCAAAUUUAACUCUCCUUUUUUGUGGCCCCCCCAGGAGGAAGGGACACACCUCGUCCCCCCAGACGGUGCUGUGGAACCGUCCCGACCCCCUGCCCGAGCGGCUGGCCCACCCCCUCAGCCAAGAGGCCAAGUCUUCCAGCUCAUCCUCCUCCAACCAAUCGGAGCAGGGCUUCACACGAGCCGGCAGCAGUCCUAUGUCUGUGCCCGGGAGAAGGUAAACGUCCACUUAAAAGUCAGUCGCAGAUUUUGUUUUGAAAGAUGUAUAUUCUGUAUUUUCUGUUUAUUCAGAUGGGGGAUAGUAUGAAAGUAAUGAGUGAACAGAGGAAGGGAGAGAUAGAACAGCGGUGGGGUCGGGAUUCUGUGUAUGUUUGCAGCAGGUGGCGUUAAUUGCUAGAACAACCUCAAGCACAGUCGGUCGCAGUUGAUGGGCUCCGACCACGAUGAUGAGAGGGACGCCACGUUUCUAUCUGUCCGUCUGCCCCCUCUUUCUGUCUUUGUAAAUGGAUUGACUGCAUACUGCAUCUGUCUGUUACAUGUUUGCCAUUCUGCAAUGAAAGGUGAAUAACUGCAUGUUAAAUUAAAACAUCUAACCAAGUGUAUGACUGUCUGCAGUGACACACAUACCCUUUACAGACAUACUUUAUGGUAAUUUAUUUUCAAAAGAAUAGAAUAGUAUAUUUUGAGUUUAAUUAUGUUACUGGUCCGUGCAGCUUAUAGGCUACAUGGCAGCACCAUGCAAAUUAAAUCACUAGUUCUUAGUUCAAGACUUAUACUGAACAAAAAUAUAAACGCAACAUGCAACAAUUUCAACGAUUUUACUGAUUUACAGUUCAUAUAAGGAAAUCAGUCAAUUUAAAUAAAUUAGGCCCAAAUCUAUGGAUUUCACAUGACUGGGCAGGGGCGCAGCCAUGGGUGGGCCUGGGAGGGCAUAGGCCCAUCCACUGGGGAGCCAGGCCCAGCCAAUCAGAAUGAGUUUUUCCCCACAAAACAUGGGACACUUUUUAAAUGUUGCAUUUAUAUUUUUGUUCAGUAUACAUUCCCCUGCCUUGAUCACAGUCAACCCAGUUAUAUUUUAUAGUAAGAAUUAAUAUAAUGGAAUAUAAUAGUGAUGGGGGAAAAAAAUCGAUACAGUAUCAUUUUGACAAUAUCUCAAUAUUAUUUUAGCGCUCGUUGGCUGUACCUGCACCAAAACUCCAGGAAACAAUUUGUUUUCAGCACUUUUAUUUCCAUGACUGAUCAAAACUCAUGGCUCUCUCGUCCCUCUUCAGCAGACAUAUGGUGAGCAAUAUGUUUGGAACAUCGAAUUGCAAUAAAAUCACAGUAUCGAAUCGCAAUACAUAAAGAAUCGUGAGAAUUGCAAUACAUAUCGUGUCGGCACCAUAGUAUCGUGAUAAUAUCGUGAGGUCCAUGGCAAUGUCACGGAACCGCUGUCAUAUAACAGUUGUAUUUAGAAUAUUUUUGUUGUUGUUGCAGAUUUCCUCAUUUGUUUUUUAUGUAGCUAGAAAACACUAGAUUCUGCUCUUUCUGAUCAUGUAAAGAAAUAAAAAAUCUGACCUGGAUUAACCUCAGCAGAAUUAUUUGAGAAAAUUGCCUUUAUUUGAUCCACGUUGGAUGUGAUCACACCAUCACGCGCGUGCUUUCUCUCCUUUCGAACUCCUCACCAGUUAUUUUGGCUAAAGACAGAAACUACAAAUUGCUAGUAGGCUAAGUUAGAAACCCAUAAUUUAUUAGCUAAAUAUAAGGGAAUAUAAAUAUUAACCCUUUCAACGUCAAGAAAAAAAUAUGAAAAGAUUCCCCCAAGCUACAGUACCAGUCAAAAGUUUGGAAACACCUACUCAUUCAAGGGUUUUUCUUUAUUUUUACUAUUUUCUACAUUGUAGAAUAAUAGUGAAGACAUCAAAACUAUGAAAUAACACAUGGAAUCAUGUAGUAUCCAAAAAAGUGUUAAACAAAUCAAAAUAUAUUUUCUAUUUGAGAUUCUUCAAAUAGCCACCCUUUGCCUUGAUGACAGCUUUGCACACUCUUGGCAUUCUCUCAACCAGCAUCACCUGGAAUGCUUUUCCAACAGUCUUGAAGGAGUUCCCACAUAUGCUUAGCACUUGUUGGCUGCUUUUCCUUCACUCUGCCGUCCGACUCAUCCCAAACCAUCUCAAUUGGGUUGAGGUCGGGGGGUUGUGGAGGCCAGGUCAUCUGAUGCAGCACUCCAUCACUCUCCUUCUUGGUAAAAUAGCCCUUACACAGCCUGGAGGUGUGUUGGGUCAUUGUCCUGUUGAAAAACAAAUGAUAGUCCCACUAAGCCCAAACCAGAUGGGAUGGCGUGUCGCUGCAGAAUGCUGUGGUAGCCAUGCUGGUUAAGUGUGCCUUGAAUUCUAAAUAAAUCACAGACAGUGUCACCAGCAAAGCACCCCCACACCAUAACACCACCUUCUCCAUGCUUUACGGUGGGAACUACAUAUGUGGAGAUAAUCUGUUCACCCACACGGCGUCUCACAAAGACACGGCGGUUGGAACCAAAAAUCUCCAAUUUGGACUCCAGACCAAAGGACACAUUUCCACCUGUCUAAUGUCCAUUGGUAGUGUUUCUUGGCCCAACCAGGUCUCUUCUUCUUAUUGCUGUCCUUUAGUAGUGGUUUCUUUGCAGAAAUUCGACCAUGAAGGCCUGAUUCAAACAGUCCCCUCUGAACAGUUGAUGUUGAGAUGUGUCUGUGACUUGAACUCUGUGAAGCAUUUAUUUGGGCUGUAAUUUCUGAGGCUGGUAACUCUCUAAUGAACUUAUCCUCUGCAGCAGAGGUAACUCUGGGUCUUCCAUUCCUGUGGUGGUCCUCAUGAGAGCCAGUUUCAUCAUAGCGCUUGAUGGUUUUUGUGACUGCACUUUCAAAGUCUUGAAAUGUUCUGUAUUGACUGACCUUCAUGUCUUAAAGUAAUGAUGGACUGUCGUUUCUCUUUACUUAUUUGAGCUGUUCUUGCCAUAAUAUGGACUUAGUCAUUUACCAAAUAGGGCUUAAUUCUGUAUACCCCCUCUACCUUAUCACAACACAACUGAUUGUCUCAAACGCAUUAAGAAGGAAAGAAAUUCCACAAAUUAACUUUUAAGAAGGCACACCUGUUAAUUGAAAUGCAUUCCAGGUGACCUCCUCGUGAAGCUGGUUGAGAGAAUGCCAAUAGUGUGCAAUGCUGUCAUCAAGGCAAAGGGUGGCUAUUUGAAGAAUCUCAAAUAGAAAAUACAUUUUGAUUUGUUUAACACUUUUUUUUGGUUACUACAUGAUUCCAUACGUGUUAUUUCAUAGUUUUGAUGUCUUCACUAUUAUUCUACAAUGUAAAAAAUAAAAAAGAAAGAAAGAAAAACCCUUGAAUGAGUAGGUGUGUCCAAACUAUUGACUGGUAGUGUAAAUGCCAAAGCAUUUCUGUGACAAUAGACAAUAACUGCUCAAGGACCGAUCUACACACAUUUAAAUGGAGAGAAUAAAUCCAUUAAAAGCAUUUCUGUGAAGCUUUGUGAUUGACAAGGACAAGAUUGAUGUCGGACAACAGUAGAAUGUUAAUGAUUUAAUGCGUGCCAAUGCCACCUCAGUAUUACGGCUACAAGCCCUAGGCAGAACUUUCCAGCAUGAACAUGACUAGGUCAGUUGAAGGAAAUAAAUGUUUAGUCUUUGAUACUGGCAACACCUUUAAAAAAAAAUAAAAAAUGCAGAAGUUGACAGGUUUUCGUCUUGUUUUGUAAGGGAUAACACACUCGAGCACAAACACGCAUCCCCUGCUGAGACAUUGUGCUGAGGCUGUGUUUUCUAAUGGUGUGACAGAGCAGACCUGCAUUCUAGCUCUUCAGUAGUGUGUGUGUGUGUGUGUGUGUGUGACGGUUGGUCUCACAGAACUGCUUGAUAACACCCUUCUCUGUAAAGAGGAGUUCUGGAUACUUACGGUUGUGUGUCUCUGUGUGUGUGUGUGUGUGUGUGUGUGACUAGGGCUGUGGCGGUCAUUAUAUUUUGUCAGCCGUUGAUUGAAAUAACUGCCGGUCUCGCUGUAAUUGACCGUUAAUUUGCAUUAACACGUUUCGCAUCUCCUGGCUUCCACGCAUAGCCUACAAGCCACUGAUGCUGACCUUUGGAACAUCUACAUUUAAAAAAGUCUAAUAAAUCCAUGUAAUAUAGCCUACACUGUCACAAUAAAUCCAUUAUUUAUUUUAGACUGUUCUAAACAAACAUGAUAUGAAGAAAAUGUAGUCUUUCAGAAGAACAGAAUAGCAUAAUGCGUUGUCCGUAUGUUAGGUCCUGAUCUGGCUAUGCCAAAUGGCUGUGGGCUACGCUAGUUAAUUUAGCAGACAAGAUUUACUUAGAAUUCCGUGGCAUUAUUUUUUUAGAAUUUUAUAGUAUGAAGAAUACAAUUAAACAUAGCUUAAUAAAAUAGAAAGUAUAUUUUCUCAAUACGAUUUCAAUUGAAGUGCGCACAUGCUGCUAUUCUGUGUGGAGCAGUUAACAAAGAAACCGGUCCUCCUAUAUGCUUAAUUUAGAGUUAUUUAUGCAACUUUAGUUGUGAUACAAACGUUGGGCUAUAUGUUUUGAUGUUUAAUACAUUCUAAGGCUGCAUGAUUGGACUCUAAUGAGGAUUUGAAAAAAGUCGCAAGCUGCACAUAAUAUUCUCACCAGGUCUCGAAUUUCCCGGCGGCAUGCCCCUUGUGUGGCCGUAAUGCCCCCUAUUAUAAAGGUGCAUUUUUAUGGUGAAAAUUAUCUGCCCCAAACUUGAAACUCACACGCAGCCUAUGUAUGCCAGUUAGGCUCUACACCGGUUAUAAAGCGGAUUAAUGUACUUAAUUUUAAGACGUUAUUUGGCCACUUUAGUUGUGAUACAAACCUUAUUAGAGUGACAAUAGAGUGCUGAGUACCAGGCAGUUAGCACGUUUGGUAGGAUACUAAUGACCAUCAGCAGCAUCAGAGCUUGGAGAAGCCUAAUUACCCUGACUAAACGGUCACAUGGAAUUUGACUGCCGUCAUGACGCGUGACUGCCGGUGUGGCGGUAAUACGGUCACCGUAACAGCCCUGUGUGUGUGUGUGUGUGUGUGUGUGUGUGUGUGUGUGUGUGUGUGUGUGUGUGUCUCUGUGUGUGUGUGUGUGUGUGUGUGUGUGUGUGUGUCUCACCGGUCUAUUAGUACAGCUUCUCUUACUCCAGAGCUCCUUGUUCGUUUUCAAUUUGCAUGAAAAUGGAAGGUGCGUGUGUGUGUUUUGGUAUUUGGUUCAAACUCCAUUCAUUGUCAUUCCACUAACAUUGGGGUAUGCGUUAUGUGUAAUGUCCAUGUGACGUUUUUAUGCAUGUUGACUUGCCUUGUUAAUUCCCCCUGAGGGGAUUAAUACAGUCGUAUUGGAUUGACGUGAGUGUUGUCCAUUGACCGUUGCAUUUGACUUUUGCCACUGAGGUCCCGACCCCGAGCCGUGAAGCCCCCCCACUGACCUCACAGCUCACUGCUGGACUCUCUCUCACUCUUCUCCUCUCUCCCAAUUUAAUUUCCUUAUUUUUCCCUCUCUCUCUUUUCCCCUCUCUCCUUUGGCUCGUUCACUUUCCCCUCUCCUUCUCUCUCUAUUCGCUGUAUUCCCCGCUCUCUCCAUCUUUCCCUCUUUCUCUCUCUGCACAUCCCGUCUCCUGUCUCCCACUCUCUCCCCCUAUCAUUCCACCUCCCCCCUCCACCCCCCCCACCUUCUCUCUCCACCUCCUCUCUCUACUCUGGCCAGGCUGGCGGCAGAGUACGCCCGCUCCGGCUCCUCCCUCUCCACGGACUACGGCAGCUGGCAGAUCGUGUCGGGGUGCGGCUCCAUCCACGACCACGGACAGGUCGCCGCCGCCAUGGCCGCCGCCGCCAACGACUCGCCGCUCCCCUUUAGCUUCCAGGACGAGGGGCCCAGCGGACGCAUGUGAGUCUACGGGCUGUGUCACAAAAUGGCACCCGAUUCCCCUAUGUUGUGCACUACUUUUGACCAGUGUUAGGUGGGCUAUAUAGGGAAUUAGGGUGCCAUUUGGGACUCACACACAGAUCGCAUUCCGAUUCUCGACCUUUCCCCGGAAGUGUGCAAUCGUUCACCCACCCUCGUGCAUUGGAUUGGUGCAAGCAUGGCUGGAGGGAGUUAUCACCAUAUUCCUCACACCAGUAUAUUCCUUUUAAAUCCACGAGGGGGAAUGUACGAGUGUACCCUUCGGCAUAGUGGGAGAGAAUCGGAACACAGCCACGCACAUCUCUAACCCUCCGGAAUAUCUUUCUCCCUAUUCACCUCCUUUCUCUCCCCCAUUCCUUUCCUUUGUGAGAGAGGAGGAAGUGGCAGGGCUCAGUGGACGGGGGCUGGGCCUCCUGUUGGGCGGGUGUCACACACCUACAGGGUUGGAUAGAGUUGGUGUGUGUUUGAGUGACAAAGCGGAGAAAGCGUCUGUUGGGGAGGAUGUGUGCGUGGGUACCUGGUGUGUCUGUGUGUGUCUACACUUGCACAACAGUGUUCAGCAGACUGUUUAGGAAGACUUCAUAUACACACUGAUGGCCUGAGCUCUCGCUCUCUGUGUGUGCGCGUGCUGUGUCUGCCCUGCAGUACCUAGUGGGUGGGGUUGCGUCAGACUAGGGUAUGGAACAUUUGCUUCAUCAUUCUCUGUCCCCUGCGAACCGGAGGUAUAAGUAGAACUGAAAGAGUGGAAGGAGUUUCUUUAUCAUUCAUCUCUUUUUGUUCUCCAGACUCCCUCUCUUCGCAGUGGGGGACACAUUUCCAUUUCGGCUUGAUCUGGCUGCCAAAUUGAGUGUGUCCCGAGAACAAGGCGGCAUGGGCAAAUUACAUCUAUCUUUCUUGAUUUGAAGGGAGGGAGAGGGGGAAGAGAGAAGGAGGAAUAGAGGAGGAAGCAUGCAGUCUGCGAUUGUUAAGACUAGAAGUACACUGUGUCCCUCUUUCAUAACUAAAAGAUGGAGCGCCUCUUCUCUCGCCCAUACCCUGACCUUUUCUUUAUUUUCAUCUUGUCUUCCCUCUUCCCUGACUUCACUCUCCCCUCCUCUCUAACUUGUUUACUCUCUUUCCCCAUCUCUUUCUUUCCUUCCCCCUCCCUCUCUCUCCCAGGUGCCCGUCCCCCUCGGAGCGUCAGGCUCGUCUGGAGGCGGUGAGGGAGGUGUUCCUGGCAGCCUACAGCUCCACCGUGGGCCUGAAGUCCAGCGCGCCCAGCCCCUCCGGCGCCAUCACAGGCCUUCUGGAGCAGUUUGCCCGCGGCGUUGGCCUCCGGGGCACCAACAGCAUCAUC
Molecule: messenger RNA, 32146 nt
Organism: Coregonus sp. 'balchen'
Lineage: Eukaryota; Metazoa; Chordata; Actinopteri; Salmoniformes; Salmonidae
Source: the annotation of a GenBank genome assembly